Xenia sp. Carnegie-2017 is the source of this 754-nucleotide messenger RNA. RefSeq lists its product as uncharacterized. The transcript is spliced from 2 exons. Bases 128 to 631 code for a protein of 167 amino acids. The record is from RefSeq and is a predicted model, not a curated record. Lineage: Eukaryota; Metazoa; Cnidaria; Anthozoa; Malacalcyonacea; Xeniidae.
UUUCUGACGUCAUGCAAGGUAGUCGGCUUUUUUCUUUGAUUGUCUCAGAUAAAUGCGCUUAUUAGGCAUAUACAAUCUUGUUGCACGUGGUCGGACGAAGAUGUAGUUUGUUUUUGUCAGAGCUAUCAUGGAUAAGGAUGUAAUAGAUUGGGAAUGUGAUUCGGAGGAUUAUCAGUCUGACGACUCCGAUAUUAAUUUUAUUCCCGGUUACAUGAUCGAAUGUUCUGAGGUUAGAAAUUCUAACAAAGAUUUUAAUCAAGAAAACGUGGGCCUAGCAUAUGCUGACGAGCCUUUGGCAGACGAAGAGUGGUUGGAAAAUUACAACAGUCAGGAACAAAAACGUUUAGAACUACAAGAAAAGCUCGGCAAAAGACUGGAUGGCUCUGUAAAAGUGGACGAGUGGUGUCAGUGCGGAAAUUGUGAUGUGACGCUACUCGUAAACAAUAACGAAUGCCAUUGUUGUUUUGAACUUGAUGGAUGCCAUGAAGCAAUGAAAAGCGACGAAGUGAUUAGCGAUCUCCAAGCCGAAGCUUUCUACGCAGCAUCUCCUAUAGAGAAUUUACAAGACUGGUAUAUGGUCUCCUUGGUAAUAGGCGAUUCCCACUACCUGCAUGUGCCUACAUGGCAAUAAGAAAAACAUUUCCAGUAGUUGAUAAAGAAAAUUUUACUGGAUAUUCUGAUGAUUCAGAUUAGUUAAAUUUUCCAAGAUGUAUAAAGAAUGCAAAAAUGUAAAAAAAAGCUGGGGUGAGAGUGC